This is a messenger RNA of Mya arenaria, 5082 nucleotides long. RefSeq names its product long-chain-fatty-acid--CoA ligase 5-like. The coding region runs from base 187 to 2250 and encodes 687 amino acids. The transcript has 21 exons. Gene Ontology annotation, biological process: long-chain fatty acid metabolic process. Lineage: Eukaryota; Metazoa; Mollusca; Bivalvia; Myida; Myidae. Gene Ontology annotation, molecular function: long-chain fatty acid-CoA ligase activity. The record is from RefSeq and is a predicted model, not a curated record. Gene Ontology annotation, cellular component: membrane; endoplasmic reticulum.
CUCGGCCAUUUAAUCGAAAACAACUUUUCGAUUAAAUGGCCGAGGAGCUCCGAAUGCGGUUCUGUCGUGUUGUUUCCUCCCUUAGAACCAAAGUUCCCAUUUAUUAUUAAUCAAUCUGACCUAUUCGGACUGUUGAAACAAAUUUGGAAUUUUAUAAGUGCUGUUUCAUUUAAAGAAGACAAAAAGAUGGACGUGCUAGGAGACAGUGUUGGAAUGAUGUGUGCGUCUGCCGGAGCAUUGACGGCUAUAGCAGGUGCAGCGGCAGUGUACUACAUGUCCAAGAUGCCUGACCCGACGUGUAUCCCGCCCAUAGACCUCAAUGACCAAUCAUAUGUUUUGGAGGAUGGGUCAAGGUGCAGUAAACUUAUGCCUAAGGGAGAGCUGCUGGACUAUAAGCCUCACAAAGAUGUCUGUACACUUUUGGAUGUGUUUAAGCAGGGCGUAAAGACAGCUGCUGACAGUCCUUUCUUGGGUACGAGGUCAGGCCCGAACAGGGAGUAUGAAUGGAUUACAUACCAGGAGAGUUAUGACCAGGCCCGCUGGUUUGGUUCCUGGCUGUUGGAUCAGGGGCUGGAGAGUGGGAAGGACAAUAACAUCAUCGGGGUCUUUGCCCAGAAUAGACAGGAGUGGAUCAUCUCUGAUUUGGGCUGUCGCUGUUACAACCUGCUGGUUGUGGCGUUGUACGAAACACUGGGACAUGACGCCAUCAUCUUUGUUAUUAAUCAAACCCAAAUGCCUUUGCUCGUUUGCGAUUCAGCGGAGAAAGUGAAUAAAAUACUCUCCCUGGUAGAGGAGGCCGGGAUCAAGCAUGUGAAAACACUCGUUGUCAUGGAUAACAAUGCUGAUGUCAACAGCGCCCUGGCAACCAAACUGGGCAUAAACAUUGUCACCUUCCAGGAUGCACUGGAAAAGGGAAAAGCCAACUUGAAACCAGAGGCUCCUCCCUCCCCUGAUGAUGUCGCCAUUAUUUGCUACACAAGCGGAACUACAGGAAACCCAAAGGGAGUAAUGACGACCCACCGACAGUUUCUCUCCAUGGUUACUGGGGUUCAAAUGAUUAUGUCGAGCUACAGGGUUUUAAACAAGGACGAUGUUCAUCUUUCUUACCUCCCGUUGGCCCACAACUUUGAGAGAGCAAGUCAACAGUUGCUUUACUUGUAUGGAGCACGUAUAGGGUUCUUCAGCGGGGACAUAAAACUCUUGCUUGAUGACCUUCAGACUCUGAGGCCGACGUUUUUUAUCAGCGUUCCAAGGCUGCUUAAUAAGAUCUACGACAAGGUGAUGUCAGGUGUGUCCCAGAGCAAAAUCAAGUCCACUCUUCUACAGUGUGGCCUGGAUGCUAAAAUGAGAGAUCUUCGGAGGUACGUGAUUCGGAAAGACAGCAUCUGGGAUAAGCUCUUGUUUAAGAAGGUUCAAGCCCUAUUUGGAGGCCGUGUGGACAUCCUUAUUUUAGGCUCGGCUCCUAUGUCUGGCAAAGUCCUCGACUUCUUCAGAGCCUCUUUAGGUUGUGUGAUGUAUGAAGCUUUUGGACAGACAGAGGCCGUGGCUGCAGUUACCAUGACAAUCCCUUGCGAGACGUUGUCUGGUAUGGUUGGACCACCAAUGCCCCAGAACUUUGUCAAACUGGUGGAUAGUCAAGAACAGGGCUACUUUGCGGCAAAUAACCAGGGAGAGGUGUUGGUGAAGGGUGGAAAUGUGGCUAGUGGCUACUACAAGGAGCCAGAGAAGACGGCGGAAACAUUUGACAAGGAUGGCUGGCUUCAUACAGGGGACAUUGGAGAAUGGUUACCGAAUGGGACAUUGAAAAUAAUUGACAGAAAGAAGAAUAUCUUCAAGCUGGCCCAGGGAGAAUACAUUGCUCCGGAGAAGAUUGAGACUGUGUACUGCAGGAGCAAGUUUGUGGCCCAGGUCUUUGUUGAGGGCAACAGUCUGCAGCCAUUUGCGGUGGCCAUUGUGGUUCCUGACGAGGAAGUGUUGUUGCAGUGGGCCUGCAAUAAUGGUGUGACGGGGAAAUUUCAGGACCUGUGUGAGAGUCAGAGCAUCAAGCAAAUGGUCCUUACAGACAUUGUCAGUGUUGGAAAGGCAGCAAAACUCAACAGUUUGGAACUGGUAAAGGAUGUCUUCCUGUGCCCGGAGCCUUUCACUGUGGAGAACAACCUGCUGACUCCGACCUUCAAGAACAAGCGCCCGGAGCUGAGGAAAUUCUUCAAGGGCAUCGUUGAGGAAAUGUACAAAUACAAUGAGCAGUGAAAAUUAUGGAGAUGUUUGUUGGAGAUGUUUGUUGAAGAUGUUUGUUACGAACUUUGGCUUGAUAGCUUGAUGAAAACCUUUUUUAUACCAUGAUUUUUGAGAAGGGAUAAUAUAAUGAAAUUGUCCAGAAUGUGUAACAGUGUGCAAUGGCGCGGCUUGAUGACACGCCAUAUGUAAGGGGGGUUUGCCAAAAGGUACCAAAAUCAUCUAUAUCUUAAUGUUGCUUUGCAUUUUCUGGGAUAAAUCCCUGAAUUCAUUAACUGUGAUUUAGUUUAAUUAAAAUAAUAUAAAGCAUUUAUUACAUUGUUACUAGUUUAUAUAAGGUUAUGAACUGUUAAGUCAUUAUGUUGCGGGUGAAUUUUGUAUAUAAUCUUACAUAUUUUACAUUGUUUACUGUUUAGAAAAUUGAGUUAUUAAAAAAUGUAAUACUUCAGAAAAACUGUUAAACUAUUACUGUUUUUUGUAUUUUUGGACAUUUUAAAAAUAAGUGUUUUUAAAGGGACUUGUUUACAUAUUUUAUGAUGGCAACAUUGUUUUCAAAUUUUGUUACUGUUCAUUUAUUUAACCUGCUUUAAUUGACAAUUACAAAACAGCAACUGGCAGAUACCAUACCCAUUAACCAAAAACCAUUCAAUUUUCAAGAGAGUUAUUAAAGCUUUUCAAUAAAACAAAGCAUUCAUGUGUUACAAAGUAAUUGUUAACAAAAGAACCUGUUUUGAACUUGUGAUAACAUUUUUUCACUGUUACAAGUAUUUUAUUACAUUUCACAAAAUUAAAGUUUUCGAAGUCCGAACCUUUAAAACGUGAUCGAGUCCCUUUAAUAUCUCUUGGUGAAAGAAUCUCAGAACUUUUUUACAAAUGUAUUCACACGCUAUAAAGCUUUGGUCGGUGUAGUGGGCUAUUGAAAUGUUUACUAUAUAUAUUCAUAAAAGUUAUAGUAUAUAUUUUCGAGAAGUUUUUUGCAUAAUUGCUAUUUAAUGUGCUUCUAUACAAAUGUGUUCACGCACUAUAAUGCUUUGGUAAGUUUAGUGUGCUAUUGAAUUGUUAACUAUAAUUUCAUACAUCUAAUACUGGUAGUGUAUCUUUUUGAGAAUUUUUUACAUCAUUGAUAUUUAAUUGCUAUGCUGGGAAAGAUAUUAUACCAUAUUCAAGUUCCCAAAUACUUUGCUUAACUGCUUUGAAUUGCUAUUCAAUUGCAGGGUAUAUAAAUCAUUAAAGAAAAUUGAGUAAGUAUUUUCAUGUAGAUAACACAAGUAUUAUAUGCUUGAUGGCUUAUAGAGAUUUAUCAGUGAAAUAAAAAUGAUAUUUCGCUUUUUCAAACAAUGAAAUAACAAUUUGAUAUGUUUCACUGUUUUCAAAUUUCAGCCCUCGCUAAAGUCGAAUUCAAACAUCAGCUCACAAAGCGCUGCGACACAAAUUCAACAAGGUCAUUUCUGAAAUGAUGUUAUGUUUGCAUAGGAUUUGUCACGAUUUUCUGAAAUCCACAAUUGAAUGUCAUUUUAUAUAGGUACUUAAAGCAUAUAAUAAAAACACCUAAAAUAAGUAUUAUAUAGCUUUUGGUGCUCACUUGGUGAAAUAUAUUAUGCUCUUACACUGAAACAAAUAAUCAUCCUCUAUAUAUUACUACAUUACAUUUGAGGCAGACUUGAGAAAUUGAUUGAUUUUCAUUUUGUUGCAUGUAUGUAUAAUUGCAAUGAAUUUAGUUAUGAUAGAUUCUUUAAUUCCUCCAAAACUGAAGAGACAAAAAUAAGCAGGCUUCAUUUUCUUUACAAAAAAAUCUGAAAAUCAAUUAAGAUUGGAUAUAAGUUAGCAAAAAAUGCAUGCACUGGAUUAUAGUAUUCAUUCACGGGUAGAAAAAAUGUGUUUGACUAAGACUUGCCCUUGGUGGUGGACUUUUAUUUUUGAUUUUGAAAUGUUGGUUAUUUCUUUCAUGUUUGUUUUUUGAAGGACAAACUCAAGAGACUGUGAUAACCCUUUGUGUCAUUAUUGGCUUGCCUAAACUUUAACCAUUUACCGAAACAAGUUGAAGGUUUUCACAAGAAACUUUGUACAAAUGUUCCCAGACACAGUAUACACACAUUUUAUGCAAAGUGCACAACUCUUACUGUAUAAUUGUGGAGUUAUGCCCCUUCUCCACUGAGAUAAAAAAAAUCAACAUUUUAGCUUUGAUAUCUGUUUGUGGUGCUCUUGUUGUUUGUUUGUUGAGAAUUUUUAUUGUUUUUGAAAAUAACUGCCUUUUCACUAUCGUUGUAAUUUCACAUAAUAAUGGUAUAAUGGUACAAUUAUAACAUACUUAAUUUACUUAUUUGGUAAUUGGUAUUAUCUGUCUUAAUAUUUAAACUGUUAAAAUGUAUUCAAAAUGUGUGUAUCUUAUAUUGUUUUGUAGAAAUCCAUAUAAUUCUCCAUUUACUCAAUUGUUAUAAAAACAUGACUUUGUUGUGACAAAGAAAAAUAUGUGCGAUAUGAACUGACACUUUAUUUUGGCAAUACUGGUAACCUGACCUAAGGAUUCUUGGGAGUGUCAGGGCAUUGCAUCUGAAAUGACAUAAUGUACAAAAUACUGGUGCUUUUAGAUUCUUUUACCUUCACAAUUCAAAACCCAUAGUUGACCAAGCUCUUAGUUGGAGCUGAUUUAUGCCUGUUAUGCACCAGUCAAUUGUAACCACGGGUUACCCCCGGACCGGGGGGGGGGGGGGGGGGGCAUGGUUACAAUUGACUGGUUCAUUAUCUGCCAUGCUUAUUAACAACCACAUUUUAUAUGAAUAAAAGCAUUAUAUUUGUAUAGAUUUUGUAUCAUACUGUAGUAUUGAAUAAAACAAUCACAAGCGUAAA